Molecule: messenger RNA, 3221 nt
Organism: Limulus polyphemus (Atlantic horseshoe crab)
Lineage: Eukaryota; Metazoa; Arthropoda; Merostomata; Xiphosura; Limulidae
Product: transmembrane protein 201-like
Exons: 10
Coding region: 112-1431 (439 amino acids)
Biological process (GO): nuclear migration along microtubule
Cellular component (GO): nuclear membrane
Molecular function (GO): actin filament binding; lamin binding
Source: RefSeq, a predicted model, not a curated record
UUGUAGCUGAUUUUUGUAACAAACGAAUAAUUCCUAAUAUUAUUAGUAAUAACAAAGUUUAUAAUAUUUUUACCAAUAGUUUUAGACACCUCUGAGUAAAAAGAAAAACCAAUGGACUUAUAUUUAUCUUUCGGAAUUUUAGUAUCUGUUUCUUUUUCCAUAUUUUUGGUGUAUUCAAGAUUAAGGCCAAAGUUCCCUGUGCGAGUGUACUGUUGGUUUUGUGGGGAAAAACAUGUCGUUCCUUUUGGUAACCGCAACUGCUGGGACUGUCCACACUGUGAUCAGUAUAAUGGUUUCUCUGAGACUGGAGAUUACAACAAACCAAUUCCUGCUCAAUACGACGAGAGUCUUAACUUUCCUGUGACUGGUUCUGUAGUAGAAGGCUAUGAAGAAAAAUACAAGCAGCCAUUAAUAAAUGGAUUGUGCAAGGAAUGUAACCAGAACCAGACCAUGAAAAUUCGACUUUUGGCAGAUUUUGUUCCAUUAAACAAGUUUUGUUUUGAUCAAGAAGUGGAAGCGUACCAGAGGCACCUGGAAAAAGUUUACAAGCUUUGUUGGCAGUGUGAGGUUCAUGUACAGAAGAAACUCUCUCAACAAGAUGCAGAAUUGAGGCCUAAAAUUCCUCCUCAUCUUUUAAACUACAGUCUUAAUCAGCAUACCAGACCUGCAUUAAAAGUCCUAACUAGGAAUCAUAUCCCCUUUGGUGUCCAUGUGUUAGCAGUAAUUAAUUUCAGUUCUGCUUUGCUUCUUCUUGUUUCUGCUGUAUUUGAACUACAAGAAGACCGGGAAUAUCGCCUUUUUCCAAUAUCAUGGCUCAUGGUUUCCAGACUGCCUACAUCAUCUUUUCUUACUGUUGUUGGUCUCCUGGUGGCAGUUGGAGGAACUUUAUGGGCUGGAAAACACAGGUUACGAACAGUUGAUGCUCUCUGUUGUGCUUUUUGGGUAACUCUCCAAGGAUUGUAUUCCUCAGCUGUUUCUGGAUUGUUUUCUGAAACAGAUCUCCAUCUCCUUCGACCCAUGGUCAUCCUGGUUACUGCCAUGGUAUCCUUCUCCAGUGGGAUUUUCAGAGUAACCAAAAGGGUUAACCCAAAGCAAAAAUGGCUGAACAAGGCAAAUCAACUGACCUCGCCCAGAAGAAAAAUUAAGGUUGAUAAUAGGUCAACAUCAGUCUGUGGAUAUAAGAGCAUGGACAACCUUUCUCUGAGUUUUGGAUCUAAACAAGGUAGCCAAUCGUUUACAAACAGCUCCACCUGUAGCUACGAAACUGAUGGGAAUGUCACUGCCCAUAAUGCUCUUCAUUUGGAGCUAGAUGCUUUACAUAUUCCUCACCUGCUACAAAGUUACAAGUUUUUCUACGUCUCCAAGACCAGUAGGCUUUUCAGCCUCAAAAUCUCAAACUUCUCUUGUGAGGCCAGCUCGUUUCACUGCUAAAAGUGUCACCCAAGCUUCCUGGGUAGCCGGUGGCUAUUGGUCUCUGCCUGUGCCACCUGUAAGAAUGGAGCAGUUAGGUCGAGGACUUCAUUUUACCAGUGCUGUGCCAAAUGGGUUUGGUGGUCUUCUCACGCCUCCACCUUCUUUGUCAGGAUCACAGGAAAGUUGUGCUCCAAGCCCUUCAGGGUCAGUCUGUGGAGAUGAUUUAAAGUUUGAGUCAGUUAAUGGACGACCAUUAUCUCGACCUCCACCAAGUGUACUCUCUUGGCCCCCUUCUGUUGCACGUGAACGGUGGCAACAACAGAACUUGUCCGAGGUCAGACGACGAAAUGUCAGUAGUAAGGGAAGUUCUUCAUCUGGAUCUUCAAGCUUGCAAAAGACAGAAUCCAAUAAACCUAAUAAACAGGAAUGGAAAGAAAAUUCUUCAACAAAACAACACUCUCUAAACUAUCAAGGUAAACAAAGUCUAAUCCUUGGUGGCCGCUACUACAGGUGCCUUGUUGCUGUCAGCAUGGCUCUGAACCUCAUCCUGAUUGGAUACUUUGUUGUUUUGCCCUACGUUUCUCGUACUUACUAACUUGAGAAGUUCAUACUGGAUUUUCUAUCUGGUAUCACUGCCAUUUAAUGUGGUGUAAAAGUUUUGUCUUAUUGCUUACAGAAAAUGUUCUAGUAAGAAGAUUAGCAGUGAAAGGUUGUAAUGAUUUUAUUUGUUAAUUGUGUAUUUGUAAAUAUAUUUUGAUGAUGCAGUUCUUUGAGGUUUUUAAUUAGAAAAUUUGAACGAUGUAUGUCCAAAAAUGAGGACAGACUUUGUGAGGUUUAAAGCUUGUGAGAUACUAUAUAUAUGUGUUGGAUUUUUUAAGUUAGAAUUUUUUCUUAGGAAUGUUCCCUUUGAAAUAACUAAAAGUUAUUGUUGUAACUUGUAUCAAUAGGAUGUGUGUUUCAAACAUGAAACACGAAACAGAUCCAUAAUCCUUGAUGAAGAUUACUGUGUUCUAAUAGAUUGAAUCCUUGUAGCACUUCUAAAGCAGUAAAGGAUUAAUCAGGAUUUGGACUAGAAAACAAGAUCACAGUUAACUGUACUGUUUGAUGUUAAUGUCAUGUGCACCUUUAUAACAUGCAUGAUAGCAGUAGCAUACCACUUUCUUGUUAAAUAUUUUAAUAAAAGCUGAAAUGCUCUGGGUAGGAGGUAUGGAUUCAUGGAAGAAUUUUCCAAACUUUUUGACAAAACCUAGUGUUUUGUCAAGAUAAUGCAGCCUUGCAUUGGUAAAAAAUGGUCUUCGUGAUAGGUUGCUAGGUUAGUUGUAGGCUUGUAUUGAUGAAAAUUACUUGAAUCAAAUUAAACGUAAACUUUCAUAUCAGUUUAAUAUACCCACUUUGAUGUUACGUAACUACUAAGUUUAGUCACCGAUUUUCAGCGUAAACUAGGUAAGGAUUACCCUUGAAACUAUCCAAUGAUUCGGUAAAAGAUGAAAGAACCAUUCAUAUAGUUAGAAAUGGUCUGUUUGGUCAAGUGUAUUGAUAACUACUUACGAGUGCGUAAUGGUAUUUACCCGCUCUUUGCUUUAGGGGACGUUUUCUGUAAAACUUAAUAUUGUUAGACACACAAUCGGACAAAUGUCACUAUGAGGUCUUCUGUAUAUUUUAAUUGUAGCUCACAAUGUUUCUUUGGAACCCAGAUGGUUUUGAGGGCUUAAUAUGAAGUUGCUUACCCCACACCAAUUUAUAAUGAACUGACUUUUAUCAGUUAAAUUCCAUUAAUGACUGGAACUAAUUUGAAUGGAAAGAGAGAA